Messenger RNA from Sitodiplosis mosellana (orange wheat blossom midge), 4502 nucleotides. Its product is annotated as myogenesis-regulating glycosidase. Gene Ontology annotation, molecular function: hydrolase activity, hydrolyzing O-glycosyl compounds. The transcript has 9 exons. NCBI's taxonomy places the organism in Eukaryota, Metazoa, Arthropoda, Insecta, Diptera, Cecidomyiidae. The record is from RefSeq and is a predicted model, not a curated record. The coding region runs from base 1350 to 4235 and encodes 961 amino acids. Gene Ontology annotation, biological process: carbohydrate metabolic process.
ACGAAUGGCAUCAAAGAGCCGUAUCGGAUUCAAACAAACCACAAGUAAACAACAUUUGUUGUUCUCUUUUUACAGCAGGUCUCCAUCACAAACAGCGGCAACAGUUUAAUCUGGUUCUGAGUGAUGCGUGCUACUCUCACAUGGAACUUGUUCUUUUUUUUUUCUCUUCAGUUUUUGACCAAAUGUCACAAUUUUUGAAUGUGAAGUGAAAUGCAAAGCACACCGACGUGCACAAUGUAUUUAUUUGUAAUUAGCGCUCGCUCAUCACUUACCGCGAACAUUAUUUUAAAACGCUUCAGUAGAGCACGAAAUGAAACACAGCGCACAUGUGUAUAGAUCUUUAUUAUGAUUUCGCUCUCAAGUACUUGCCGCAUGAUCAAAAUUCAGUCUCGAAACGGACUCCACCAUGGUGACAGUGCACAACUAAAUGUUCAAUUGAAUGUAUUGUUCUCCAGAAAAGUUGGAAUUGAAUCGCAAAAAGUACAAUCCAUUUCUUUGAAUAUUCAAUUCGAUUGACGUUUUUACGUUGAAAGAAAAAAACGAACGAUUUUUUCUGGUGGCGAGAAAAAUAAGGUGACGAUAAGUGAAAAGGUGCAAUUGGGAAAAAACAGUAAGCGGAUUACAUCACGUUAUUUUGAUCCGACCGCAAUUAAGAUCCAUUAUCAAAUUGUGUCCCGUUUAUCACCGGGAGUGAGUUAAUCGAAUUCAGUUGCAGUAAUAGGCUACAGUGGCUUGUGCACAAACCUACCUGCAGCUAUACUGACUGAUGUGUGAUUUGAAAACUAAUUUUCAUGCAAUUGAUGCAAUAAAUGGACAAUAGACACGCGAGCUACCGAUUGGAAUUCCUUCACAUCUCAAUUCAACCUGGGCUCGUUAUUUGAGGCUUUUAUUCGCAAUAAAAACAGUGAAAAUACAUUUGCUCGUAUAGAAUGAAUAUUAUAUCGUAGAUUUUCAUUAAAUAAAACUAAUUGAAACGAACUGAAAUAUUUAGCUGCCGUGACAAAUUGAACGAUAAAAAAAUUGUGCCGAUUUUUUUUUCUACUAGAGAUAUAGUAGCGAAUCAUUUUUACGAGUUUCUGACGUUGAAAAAGAAUUGAAUUUUUAAAAUCAUACAGUGACAAUCUGUCUUCCAUAUCGAUAGAUAGAGCGAUAAGAGGGAAUGUGUGUAUAAAAUCAUUGUAUAAUUCAUGUCAUAGAUAAUAGAUUUAUGAUUCGGCAAAAACAAAUAAUGUAAUUUGGCUUCGAAGCGUCAAUCUUCGCAGCAAGAGCAAAAAAAAAAUCAAAAGUCACCGAUUGAAACAAGUGAAGAGAAUCAAAAACCCGUGUAGUGUGCCAUAAAUUAUUCGGAAAUGGAUGACAAAAAACGGAGAGCGAUUCCAUUCAUUCGCAUUGAUUCGCCGUCAGCAAGCCAGCGACAGUCGUACAUCAGUGUGUCGAGCAGUGAAGAAAGCAUUCCACUCGAUGCUCCUCUUGUUCGUCAAUCGAGAUGUAGCGUUGACAUUGAUACUAUUCCAACGGAACUGCGAGAAAAAUGCCAAGUUAACGGGAUUGACGGGCAUUCGAGCGCAUAUUUGGAUAAUUCCGAGUUGAGAGAAUCCAUUCGAGAUAUUACGUCUCAAUCACCGCCACCGACACCAGACUCAUCGAUUGGCAGUGCUUCCAAUUUGCCAGCGUUAGUGUCAAAAGAGCAGAUAGCACGGAGCAAUUUGCGCCGAAAUUCCAUCUCGUUGCCAGCAUUGACCAACAUUGAUUUGGAGGCAUUACAGCAACUAGAUCAAAUUUCACAAGAGUCGCAACCAACCGAUAGCCAGUCAAAUGACAACAAACAUGAGGAUGAGGAUUCAUCGGCCGAAUCGCCACUACCAUCGCCAUGUAAAUUGAUUCAACAGUGUAAUGCGGCGGUCACCAAUGCCGGCGACGAUAUUGAGCGAGCAGCCGAUCCGGACGAAGAGAGUGAUAGUGAUAAUGAGAAGCAAAAGCCGCAAUUCCAGUCAUUCUUCCGUACAAAACGUCGUUUAUCGAUCGCCCCGUUGCCUGCACUGCGUUUGAAUGAUAAGGAAAUGAUGGCGAACGAAUUUGAAAGUCAAAGUAUGAUCAGUAAUCAGAAUUCAAUAACAAGUGUUAAUUCGUUGGCCAGUUUAUUGAAGGAAAAGAUGCAGAUGUUCCCGUCGAUGAUACGCCGCAAGAAAGAAGCAACAAGUGACUUGAAGAUAAAAACGUUUGUGCUGACACUGUUUAUGAUUAUAGUGUUUCUGGUUGGAUACGCGUACAUCAUGUACGAGCAACAUGUGCUUUCAUACUUGUAUUUUGGCCGCAUUCAAUUCGACAAAGACACCAGAGUGUUUCGCAUUUUCGAUCAUCGCCGGAAAUUCAUAGAGGGUCGAUUGGGCCGCAAUAUUUUCGAUGGCAAACCAUUUCACUGUGUGCAUGGGAAUGCACACGAUGGCAGUUUGUGCAUCGAAUGGGAUGGUGAGGCUCGUUUGUAUUUGAAAGAAGACAAAACACGAGAUGGAUGCUUCACAUUGCGUUGGCAAGCAUUGAAAAAUGGCACAUUUCCAACGGAUUGUUUUGAUAUCGGCGACAAAGUACAUUGGUUUGGCGGUGGCACCACAAAAAAUAAUGCAUGGCCAUUGAGUCGAGGUCGUUUCGACUUUGAACCGUUUAUUACGGGCGAUGCACGAGCUCAACAGUUUAGCAAUGCAUUGAAUCGUCAUUUUAUCAGUUCGCACAGUGUUUCGAUACGAGUGGAUGAGAAAACACCAUUGUAUAUCAGUAUGAACCACAGUAAUUCUAAUGAAUUUUGCUUGAAAGCCAUGAACGAUGCAUUCGCAUUUGUGAAUCGGAUGACACCGUAUCCAGAGCUGAGCUAUAACAUUUGCAUUGCCGAAAACAUGAAGAAACUGCACAAUAUGACCGUUGAGAAGAAGCUGGCAGACGAUUUGAGCGAAGCCGAUUUGAAAGUGAUUUAUUCGUUGAUGGAAGAGCCCGUUUGGCAAAUACCAGCAUCGAGUUUCGAUCAGUUAACUGAAACUGUCAUAUUCAAUUACACAGAGGAUGUUAUAUCUGUCGGUUAUUUAAAGCCUGGACACAUUUUGGUGAAUGAAUUUUGGCAGAAGGAAAUCGGUGAUUUCACCGUUGACACCGAACGAUUCGAACGUUUUGCUCACACCAUCAAAGAGUUGCACAAACGUGGUUUUCGCAUUGUGCUCACCGUACAACCGUUCAUCAGCACGGAUUCGAAAAGUUUCAAAGAAGGCGUUGAAAAGAAGUUGCUCAUUUAUGAGCGUCUUUCUGAACGAAGUAUUCCGGCGUUAACACGUUACAAAAGUGCUCCCAGCACCGGAGUUUUGGAUAUAACCAUAGCUGAUACAUAUACUUGGCUACUACAAAAGUUGAAGAAAGUCACCAAAGACUAUCAAAUCGAUUCGUUCUUUUUGGACUUUGGUACGGCCUAUAAUAUGCCGCAUUAUUAUCAGUGUAGCAAAAGUUUGCUGAAUCCGGACGAAUAUAAGACGAUAUUCGGACGCAAGUUUGAUGAUUCAAUAAAAAUAAUGGCCUAUUCGGGUGCGAUAUCAGUGCCAAAAUUACCAUCAUUUUUGAGUUUGCCGCCGGUGAACGCAUCGUGGGAAGGUCUUCAAUCGAUUUUACCGACUGCUUUGGCAUACGGUGUGGUUGGAAUGCCAUUCAUAAUAGCCGGUGCUGUCGGAGGUGAUUAUUAUGUGCCCGGAAAUGAUAGCACAAUCCUUUCGUAUCAUUCGCUUGAUCAGCCUCAGCUGCCCGACCAAGAGUUAUUCGUUCGCUGGUAUCAACUGAGCACAUUUUUGCCAUCGAUGCGAUUCUCACACUUGCCCGAAGAGUAUAAAAGCGAUUUCAUCACCGAUAUCGCCAAAGAGCUGUCAUCGCUUCGAGAAACGAUUGUCAUUCCAAUACUCAAAAAGUAUAUGAAUGAGGCCAUGUACGAGGGCAAACCAAUGAUUCGACCAUUAUGGAUGCUUGAUCCCGCUGAUGCGGCAUGCCUGCAAGCCGAAAAUGAAUUUUCAUUGGGUGAAGAUGUUGUGGUUGCCCCAACAUUGUAUCGUGGCCAAACAAAACGUACCAUCUACUUGCCGGGUGGCCUAUGGAAAGACGGUGUCGACGGUUCAAUUCGCAAAGGUCAUCGAUGGCUUUAUAGCUAUCAUGUGCCAAUCGAUAAAGUGGCAUAUUUCAUUCGGAUGCCAACUAAUUCCACAUCAUAAAUAUUCCACCAUAAACAUUUAAUUUUUGUUCUCUCAUUUAUUGUGUGCCUCAUCGAGUGAUACGUAUAUGAAAUAUUACUAUCGUAGAAUAUAGAAUCAUUUGUUAUUUUAUUUAGCCAUUUAUUUGAAUGAAACAAGGUGAAAACAGAAACAAAGCUGCUAUUGUGGUCGAUUUAUGGAAAGAUAACUGAAUUUCGAGCUGAAUUGCUAUGUUUAUUGUAAUAAUGAUCAAAAUAUUUUAAAUAAAACUCUAAUCAAAAUGUGAAA